This is a messenger RNA of Rubroshorea leprosula, 914 nucleotides long. Lineage: Eukaryota; Viridiplantae; Streptophyta; Magnoliopsida; Malvales; Dipterocarpaceae. The record is from the annotation of a GenBank genome assembly.
ACCAUCUCUAUGAAUUUUUAUUCCCAAAAUCACAUUAGCAGCACUCAUGUCUUUCAUGGAAAAGUUUCUAGACAAGAACCUUUUGGUUUCUUUAACUUGUUCUAUGUUGGCAAUAGUGUGAUAAUUUGCUCUGGAGGCUGCAGCCAGGGUAAUUUUCUUCAUUGCUGACUGACGGUCAUAAGUUUUAGCUGUAUUCUUUGUCCAGAUUCCUGCAAUUUAGUAUUCAAAACAGCUUUGGAUAAUGCUGGUUGGGGCCUAGGCUUUGGCAUUCCAGCAUUAUUUAUGGGAAUUGCAAUUGCAAGUUUUUUCUCAGGCACAAUGCUUUAUAGAUGCCAGGUAUUAGUUGCAUCAUUUCAUAAGCGGAAUCUGGAGGUACCCACUGACAGUACUCUCUUAUAUGAAACACAUGACAAACAUUCUGCCAUUGAAGGAAGUCGGAAAUUGGAACACACUGAGGAGUUUAAGUGUCUUGAUAAAGCUGCCAUACUCUCAGAUGUAGAAAUUAAAAGUGGGGAAUUCUCGGACCCGUUGAGGGUUUGCACUGUGACACAAGUAGAGGAAUUUAAAAUCUUGAUCCGCAUGUUUCCUAUUUGGGCUACUGGAAUUAUCUUUUUUGCUGCAUAUGCCCAGAUGUCAACAUUGUUCGUGGAACAAGGGAUGAUGAUGGACACAUCAAUUGGUUCAUUUACAAUUGCUGCUGCUUCUCUUUCUACUUUUGAUGUUAUAAGUGUUAUAUUUUGGGUCCCUUAUCUAUGAUAGGGUUGAUGAGCUAAAUUUAUAUACAUAUUAAUAGGGAAUUUUUACUUUGAUAUUAUUGAUAUUUGGAUGAGUUUUAUGGAAUUUUGUUUGAUUUUACAUGGUUUUCAUUUUUUGUGUAUGAAAAGUUUUAAUUAGAAGAAAUCUUACUUUUUAGA